AGGGACAAGAUAGAGGUAGAAAAGAAUGGGAUGAAGAUGUGUGAGCCCUGUGGAGGGUUGUGUCCAAAAGCCUGUGAAGGGACAGGCUCAGGUAGCCGAUUUCAGACUGUGGAUUCUAGCAACAUCGGUAAGUUUGUGAACUGUACCAAGAUCUUGGGAAAUCUGGACUUCCUUAUCACUGGCCCCAAAGGAGACCCCUGGCACAACAUACCUGCCCUGGAUCCUGAGAAACUCAACGUCUUCCAGACAGUUCGGGAGAUUACAGGUUACCUGAACAUCCAGUCUUGGCCUCCCCACAUGCACAACUUUAGUGUCUUCUCCAACCUGACAACCAUAGGUGGCCGAAGUCUCUACAAUCGAGGUUUCUCACUGCUGAUCAUGAAAAACGUGAACGUGACAUCGUUGGGCCUUCGGUCCCUGAAAGAAGUCAGUGCUGGGCGUAUUUAUAUCAGUGCCAACAAGCAGCUCUGCUACCACCACUCUCUGAACUGGACCAGGCUGCUUCGGGGACCAAAGGAAGGGAGGUUGGAUAUCAAGCACAAUCGCCCCAAAAAGGAAUGUGUGGCAGAGGGUCGAGUGUGUGACCCACUGUGCUCAUCUGGGGGUUGCUGGGGUCCUGGUCCUGGCCAGUGCUUAUCCUGUCGAAACUACAGUCGAGGGGGUAGCUGUGUGACCCAAUGCAACUUCCUUAAUGGGUACUGUGGGAAGCUACAACUUAUGUACAGAAGCUGCAUUCUCAGGUCAAGCCUUGUUCCCUUUAUCCUACAGUAAGGACCCAUGUGGCUGUGGGCCUAGCUGUGGUAGCAGGGUUGAUAGUGAUCACUUUAUUCUUGCUACUUACCUUGCUCUACUUGCGAGGGUGGAAGAUCCAGAAUAAGAGAGCAAUGAGGCGCUACUUGGAGAGGGGUGACGUGAAUGCUUCUUCUUGAACUUAAGGGACCCCAACAGUUCCCACUGGAGAGCCCCUCCCCACAUGCUGUUGAGCCACUCUCAGUCAGUUCUUAAUCCUCUCUCUUCAAGCAAACAGUGUGGUACAGUGGUAAGAAAACUUGAACUGGGUCAUAGUACUGGUUGUGUGACCUUGAGCAAAGCCUCAGUUUCCUCAGCUGUAAAACAGGGAUAAGAUCUGCCCUACCUCACACAAUUGUUGCAAGGCUACGGUGAAAUAAUGUAUGUGAAAGUACCUUGUAAAAUGGUAUAUGAGAAAAUCA
Molecule: messenger RNA, 1211 nt
Organism: Phascolarctos cinereus (koala)
Lineage: Eukaryota; Metazoa; Chordata; Mammalia; Diprotodontia; Phascolarctidae
Product: receptor tyrosine-protein kinase erbB-3-like
Source: RefSeq, a predicted model, not a curated record